Messenger RNA from Gigantopelta aegis, 774 nucleotides. RefSeq names its product proline-rich receptor-like protein kinase PERK2. Lineage: Eukaryota; Metazoa; Mollusca; Gastropoda; Neomphalida; Peltospiridae. Bases 1 to 774 code for a protein of 257 amino acids. The record is from RefSeq and is a predicted model, not a curated record. The transcript has 3 exons.
AUGCCGCCAGCUCCAGGUCCACCUCCACCCAUGCUGCCAGUUCCACCUUCACCUCCACCCAUGUCGCCACCUCCACCUCCACCCAUGCUGCCAGUUCCACCUCCACCCAUGUCACCACCUCCACCUCCACCUCCACCCAUGCUACCAGUUCCACCUUCACCUCCACCCAAUUCGCCACCUCCACCUCCACUUACACCCAUGCUGCCAGUUCCACCUCCACCUCCACCCAUGUCGCCACCUCCACCUCCACCUACACCCAUGCUGCCAGUUCCACCUCCACCUCCACCCAUGUCGCCACCUCCACCUCCACCCAUGCUGCCAGUUCCACCUCCACCCACCUCCACUUCCACCCAUGCUGCCAGUUCCACCUCCACCUCCACUUACACCCAUGCUGCCAGUUCCACCUCCACCCAUGUCGCCACCUCCACCUCCACCCAUACUACCAGUUCCAGGUCCACCUCCACCUCCACCUCCACUCAUGCCGCUACCUCCACUUCCUCCCCUGCCGCCACCUCCACCUCCACUCAUGCCGCUACCUCCACUUCCUCCCCUGCCGCCACCUCCACCUCCACUCAUGGUUGGUACGUGCAGGAUGCGGGAUGCGGGAUGCGGGGACUUUUUGACGUGCCCCUAUCCAACUUAGGUUCGGACACGCCCUCCCCGGAUUUGGCCUCUGACAUAGCCAGUGAGCAACUCCGGGGCGGGAAGGGGUACGUGCAGGUUGAACUCCUUGAGGUGGUCCAGGAUAUAUACCGGACUACAGCCGUGCCAUGA